Alosa alosa (allis shad) is the source of this 1570-nucleotide messenger RNA. RefSeq lists its product as uncharacterized. Bases 104 to 868 code for a protein of 254 amino acids. Gene Ontology annotation, cellular component: cytoplasm; nucleus. The transcript has 4 exons. Lineage: Eukaryota; Metazoa; Chordata; Actinopteri; Clupeiformes; Clupeidae. Gene Ontology annotation, biological process: regulation of DNA-templated transcription. The record is from RefSeq and is a predicted model, not a curated record.
UCAACAUUAUCUUCUUCAAGGGAACGACCUGCCUUCGGGGUUUGCGUACGGCAGAAGUUGUACUAGUCCAUACGUUGUAGGCCUAUUAACUUUAUUGUUUUUUAUGUAUUUUUGCCCGACCACGAUGAAUAAUGGCACAUCCCAGACCAGCAGAAGGCCUCCUGUCUUGACUUCCUACUCAAAUCGCACAAUCAGUCAUCCAACGUUCAUGCCGAUUUGUCAAGAGCCUCUGCGGAGAUGGUCGGCUAUUCCACCAGUGCCAGUGAUGACCCCCAUGGAUUUCUACUAUACUGACCCCAGCCUGCCCCCAGGCCACCGGGUGCCCAAUAUUGUUACGAAGUUUGAGGCCAUUGAGAAGUUCCAGCUCAAUACUCCCCCACCAAUCAUGUCCUCUCAGCUGGCUCCCCGUAUCCAACCAGAUCCCUUUCUGAGCGGCACCCACCCAACCCGCAACCUCGGCACCCGGUCGUGGACCCUAGACCUCUGCCACCGUCCCCAGCCCUACAUGACCCGACCUCAAGCCAAAGGGACCGUGGAGGUCAUUCAGAUGUCACAGGCGGAAGAUGAAGCCAUCACAUCUCUUCUGCUUCUCCACCACAGCAUCGGCGCUACGAGUCAGCGAGACGAGGUCAAGAGGUCGCCGUCUCCUGAGCUUAGGCUUAUGGCUCAAGGUCAACAGUUUCCUGGUCAGUCUCCCUCAGGGGAUAUCCGCAGUCAAAGCCGAGAAGCCGGAUCAACAAGGUCGGGGAGAGCUCCUGAAACAUCUUUAUCGAGGGCCGUCACUACCACAAUUAAUGCACCUUCCCCUAAGGAACAUGCCUCAAGUCCAGGAGGAGUCUCCCCCUGGGUCCUCAGAAUGCCAUCCUGAGCUUCCCAUUGGUUCGCCUGAACAGUCACCUGAACUUGAGCAUCAGCCUGGUUUGAGUUCAGUCCUGGAGGUGGGCGGUGAUCUAUUUGAGCCAAAGGACCCGGGGCCUGCUGAUGUGUCUCCUUUGACUGAAGUGUGUGUGCCACCUGUGGACAGAGGGCCAGAAGGUACAUAUCCUCUUGUGGGUGUAGAGUCUCCGCCCAGGUCUGCAGCGGAACAAGAGUGGAGUGGAUGUUGCGAACAUCCAUCAGAAAUCCCUCAGGAAGGUAACCAGCUGGAGAAAGCCAGGCCACCUGAGAUGCCAGCAGAUGAGGGGUAGUUAUGUGAACGUGUGAGACUUGAGCACCUCAUUCUGCUGCUGAGGGCCAUGCAUUUUGUCCACUACCAGAGGAAGAAAUAAGAGACUUUUUUUUCUGUGAUUGUGUUCAUAGUAAUACAAAAGUUUUAAAUCCUGGUCUUGGUGUUUUAGUCUCUUGUACUAAAUUACAACUUGUAAUUUACUUUGGCAUAACGAGACAUUUGUUUUUGGCUACCAAAAUGCAUGUGGAUCUCUGAUAUGCUCAGAUAUGACAUCACACAUUUUUCUUUUAUGACUUGGCAAAGAAUGCUCCAACCUGUUUGUUCAGAUGUUUAUUAAAAUAGAAAAGGCAUGACUUUUUUUUUUUUUUUUACUUAGAACAGUUUUCAAUGGGAGGACAUCCA